CCCGGCGCUUCGUUUAAGUCGUUACGUGGCAGUGUUAGCUGUGCUCCCAUCUCCUUUCCUCAAUCUCCGCUGGAACGCAAACUCCACCUCCGUAAUCCGGUGGCUGGCCGAGGUUUACUAGGUGUUCUGUUUUCUGUGUGUAAUAAAAGUAAUAGCCGGAAAAAAAAAAAAAAAAAAAAAAAAAAAAGAUGUUUACCUUGUCAGAGAUCGUUGCCCUUGUAGUCCUCUUCUCCAGCACGGCCUCAGGUUACUUUGUUAGCAUAGACGCGCACGCCGAUGAGUGCUUCUUUGAGCGGGUCAACUCCGGUACCAAGAUGGGCCUCAUGUUCGAGGUAGCGGAAGGAGGCUUCUUGGACAUCGAUGUGGAGAUUACAGGGCCUGACGGUAAACAGAUUUAUAAAGGAGACCGAGAAUCCAGCGGGAAGUACUCGGUUGCUGCCCAUAUGGACGGGACGUACAAAUUCUGCUUCAGCAACAAAAUGUCAACCAUGACACCCAAGAUUGUGAUGUUCACUAUUGACAUUGGAGAGGCUCCAAAAGGGCAGGACAUGGAGACGGAAGGCGGUGGCGAUACCUGGGAUGCUCACCAGAACAAGUUGGAAGAGAUGAUCAAUGAGCUGGCGGUGGCAAUGACAGCAGUGAAGCAUGAGCAGGAGUACAUGGAGGUCCGAGAGAGGAUACACAGAGCAAUUAACGACAACACGAACAGCAGAGUGGUUCUUUGGUCGUUCUUUGAAGCUCUGGUACUUGUAGCUAUGACCCUUGGACAGAUUUAUUACCUGAAGAGGUUUUUCGAAGUGCGAAGAGUUGUGUAAAAAAAAAAAAAAAAAAAAAAAGAAAAAAAAACAAAGUUUCUAACACGUUUCACAAUUUACCAAGAUCUUUAGUCACAACAACUAUUACUUCAGGUUUGAAAGCCAAGUUUAUUAGACUUUCAGAAGCCUUUACAUAAUUUGUUUUUUGUUUAUUUAAUUCCCUUUAGUUUUUUUUAUGCUCUUCUGUAGCAGAAGUUACAAUAUAGUUUCUGGCCACUUGCAACUUCUCUUAUUAAAGAUUAAAACUGCAUCUUUAAAUUCAAGCCAAGGUUAUCUUAAUGUUUCAACUCUUCAUUGUAUAAUACAGCAGUAUAUAUUUGGGGAUUGUUUUGGUUUUUUCUGUAUAACAGACACCAAGCCUUGCAGUUUUGAAGUGGCUGUGCACAUUAUCAGGUUUUAAUCUGGGAAGGUUUUAAUUUGAAUCAUUUGCAUCAUUCACGAUCGGUAAGUCGUUUGCUACAAAACUUACCAAUUUUAUCUACACAGUGCAGGAAGAAAGUUCAUUCACAUUGGGGGGGGGGGGGGAUUAGAGAGACAUAUUUACUGUUUUAACCUUUCCUACAACUAAAGGAUUCUGGUUUUUGUUACAGUUCAGGUUCAGUUCAGUCAGUUGCCUGACUAGUGGUUACUGCGAAGGUUACAACUUCACAACAUACUGCAAAUGGGUUCAUAUAGUUGUCUAAAACUGAAGAAUUGAUCACUUUACCCAGCACUGUCUGAGGAAAUCCGAAAAUGCUGUAAAGUCCUGGUGGGGCACAUAGGGUUAAAUAAUUGAUAUAAUGUUCUUUUCUUUACUGUGGCCUUUUGAAAAGGACCUUACAAAUACUGUAAUGUAUACAGCCACAGUUUCAAUUCCUGUUCUCCUUAUUGUCUGUUUCUAUUUGGCUCUUGUACAAUCUUUCACCUUUCGAGAGACACACAGGGAUUUGAAAAUGUGGGGGAUGGGGGAGACUUUCAUUUUAGUAUCUUUAAUGAUGGGUUUAAAGUAGUCAAUAUUAGUUCAAGGUCUGGGUGUGGAUCAGGAAAAUGUGACUGGUGUAAAUUUAGUUGCUUGUACUUUUUUUUGUCUUUUGAAGAAAAAGAAAACUUUAAAAAUGGCAACAUGAUUUUGUACAAAUUAAUUUACUAUUUGUUACAGGUAUUCAUGUUCAAGAUAAACUUGUAUUACUUCGAGGGAAACAGAUGUUAUGGAAAUAUUUUUCUGUAACAUUUUGACACCUCAGAAUACAAAGCGAAGUUAAAAAUGCUGAUGUUUGUCCCUAUGACCCAGGUUUAGUAAAUAAUAAACACAACAUUCUUUAAAAAAAAAAAA
Molecule: messenger RNA, 2127 nt
Organism: Polyodon spathula (Mississippi paddlefish)
Lineage: Eukaryota; Metazoa; Chordata; Actinopteri; Acipenseriformes; Polyodontidae
Product: transmembrane emp24 domain-containing protein 2-like
Exons: 5
Coding region: 189-815 (208 amino acids)
Biological process (GO): Golgi organization; intracellular protein transport; endoplasmic reticulum to Golgi vesicle-mediated transport
Cellular component (GO): COPII-coated ER to Golgi transport vesicle; Golgi apparatus; endoplasmic reticulum
Source: RefSeq, a predicted model, not a curated record